Molecule: messenger RNA, 1778 nt
Organism: Lotus japonicus
Lineage: Eukaryota; Viridiplantae; Streptophyta; Magnoliopsida; Fabales; Fabaceae
Product: UDP-glycosyltransferase 88F5-like
Exons: 2
Coding region: 255-1703 (482 amino acids)
Molecular function (GO): UDP-glycosyltransferase activity
Source: RefSeq, a predicted model, not a curated record
UUGAGAGAUAACUUGAGAGAAAUUGAGAGUACGAGUGAGAGAAGUGAGAUUUUAAGUGAUAGUUUUUUUUAUAGGGUUCUUGGCCGCCACAAAUCGGUAAGAAAAAUUGAUUAAGCUUAAAUACAUCAAAGUAGAAUGCAAUUAACACUUCUCUUUCUCCAUGACACUUCUGUUUACUGAGUAUUGUUAAUUAUUUUUGGGCAAGUAUAUAUAUAAUCUGAUCUCCUCUGCCAGCUUCAGUAAUCACCCAAAAGAUGGAAGCAACAUCAAUAGUGCUGUAUCCAGCACUAGGCAUAGGCCACAUAGUCUCCAUGGUGGAGCUAGCCAAGCACAUCCUAAACCGCCACCACCACCACCACCAUUCCAUCACCAUCCUCCUCACCACCGGCCUCCUAGACCACCCUUCCAUCGACGCCUACAUCCACCGCAUCUCCACCUCCCACCCCUCCAUCUCCUUCCUCCGCUUCCCUCCAACCCCCAUCCCCACCGCCAGAACCCAAAGCACCGCCGCCGCCGCCUUCCAAUUCGUCAAAAACAACGCCGCCAACGUAAAAUCCGCCCUCACCAACAUCUCAAAAACCUCCUCCAUCAAAGCCAUGAUCAUGGACCUCUUCUGCAACUCCGCCACCGAACCAGCCUCCUCCAUGGGAAUCCCUGUCUACUACUUCCUCCCCUCCGGAGCCGCCGUUCUAGCACUCUACUCCUACUUCCCCCAACUCCACCGCCAAACCACGGCGUCGUUCAAGGACAUGCCCGGCGUGGAGCUCCGUGUCCCCGGAAACUCGCCGCUGAUGGCACCGCAGAUGCCGGGACCGAUUGUGAACAGAGAGGAUCCUGCUUACUGGGAGAUGGUGGAUAUCUGCGAGCAGAUUCCGAUGGCGAAGGGAAUCGUGGUGAACACGUUUCGUGAGCUUGAACCUGUGGCGGUUAUGGCGGUUGAGGAAGGUGCGUGUUUUCCGGAGCCCAAACGGGUUCCUCCUCCGCCGGUUUACUACGUUGGGCCCCACAUCGCUGAACCGCAAAAAUCAGAUGAAGCAAUGGACAGUAAAGAUUGCUUGUCCUGGCUGGAUAAACAACCGAGUAGAAGUGUGGUGUUCCUCUGUUUUGGAAGCCGUGGAACUUUCUCAGUGGCACAGUUGAAGGAGAUAGCUGAUGGAUUGGAGAUGAGUGGACAAAGAUUCUUGUGGGUUGUGAAGAGGCCACCACUAUCCAAUGAAGGAGCGAAGCUGAUUCAUGAUACAAUAGGGGAAUUCAACUUGAGUUCAGUAUUGCCAAAUGGGUUUAUGGAGAGAACCAAAGAGAGAGGCAUGGUGGUGACGUCAUGGGCUCCGCAAGUGGAGGUGUUGACUCAUGAAUCUGUUGGUGGCUUUGUGACUCAUUGCGGGUGGAACUCGGUGUUGGAAGCAGUGGUUGUUGGGGUGCCAAUGAUUGCGUGGCCGUUGUAUGCGGAGCAACAUGUGAAUAGGAAUGUGAUGGUUGAAGAUAUGAAGGUGGCUGUUAGGGUGGAACAGAGGGAAGAAGAUGGGUUUGUUAGUGGGGAAGAAUUGGAGAUGAGGGUAAAGGAGUUGAUGGAGUCAGAGAGAGGGAGGGAGAUAAAGGAAAGGAGUUUGAAGAUCAGAGACAUGGCUUUAGCUGCACUUGGAGAAUUUGGAUCAUCCACAAAAGCACUUGCCAAUUUGGUUCAAACAUGGAAUGUAAAAUAAAAAUGUGAAAAAAACUAUGUACUCUUAGAAAUAGUUUUACACAUAGUAAAUAAUAAUUUGAAUGCUUAAGAAUAA